Molecule: messenger RNA, 617 nt
Organism: Teleopsis dalmanni
Lineage: Eukaryota; Metazoa; Arthropoda; Insecta; Diptera; Diopsidae
Exons: 2
Coding region: 28-537 (169 amino acids)
Source: RefSeq, a predicted model, not a curated record
ACGUCGGAUCUCAGAGUAGCAGAAAGGAUGAACAAAGUAGGAGUAUACACAUUUUUAUCAAUCAUUGUUGGAAUUUGCAGUGCUCAGUCAAAUCGGUAUAGUCAAAAUGAGCCGAUUAGACCAAGUGCAUACGAUGAUUACUAUGAUGAUUAUGUUGAUUACUUGUAUAAACAAUAUUUAGAGUAUGGUAUUGACUCCGCAGAAACCACGCCCAAUACUAACAAUCCUCUUUCCGAUGAAAUUGAUAUUAUUGCAAACGCUAUUUAUACUGCUAUUGUUGCUACUAGUGAGACGGAUAUUGACUGUGACAACGUACAAACCAUUGAAGGUGCUCGUGCAGGUGCAAUUGCUGGUGCUAUUGCUGGUGCUAUUGCUGGUGCUAGUGCAGGUGUUAGUGCAGCUGCUAAUGAUGACAGUAGUAGUGGUUUAACAGGUGGCUUUAGGGCGGGCAGUCCUGCUGGAAGUGCUGUUAAACCAAAUGAUAAUUUUCCCAGUGUAGGUCCUGAAAGAGGUAAUCAAUAUCGCGGCAGAUCUUAAGGGAUUUAUACUGUAUAAAAUAUCAAACUUUAAAAUUGUUUUGCAUAUAUAUUUUCAUCCGGCGUACACCACAAUUAAAA